Messenger RNA from Mugil cephalus (flathead mullet), 5299 nucleotides. RefSeq lists its product as uncharacterized. Bases 37 to 3996 code for a protein of 1319 amino acids. The transcript is spliced from 2 exons. Gene Ontology annotation, biological process: regulation of transcription by RNA polymerase II. The record is from RefSeq and is a predicted model, not a curated record. Gene Ontology annotation, cellular component: nucleus. NCBI's taxonomy places the organism in Eukaryota, Metazoa, Chordata, Actinopteri, Mugiliformes, Mugilidae. Gene Ontology annotation, molecular function: DNA-binding transcription activator activity, RNA polymerase II-specific; RNA polymerase II cis-regulatory region sequence-specific DNA binding.
GUGUGUGCUCUGGACGAGGGGGUGCAUGGGUGAAACAUGGCCGCCGUAGACCCAUCCAAGUCUCCCAAACGACAGAAAACCUCUGCGGAGGAGGUGGAAACAUCUGGGGAGACGACGGAGGCGGUGGAGUCGGGAUGCGUUUCGGACCAGAAAGGCGAAACGGCGUGUGAUAAAACGUCGGGUAGCCCGGACGAUGAGCAGAGACCCAGUGUUGGAGGAGACGGCGCCUGUGCUGCCAGCCAUUCUGAGGUUACGGUCGAGUCCGGUGCUGGAGCCGACGACACAACGACAUGUAUUUCACCGGAGGACCUAACGUCGGCGGAAAAAAUGGCCGAGGCUUCGGGCGGCGAGCAGCCAGCUUUAAACUGGUCCGAAACAGAGGAGGACAAGGUGGAGGCGACAACACACGCGGAGGAAAACGACAAGCGUGACCUCAGCGACGUCGCCGAGGCUGCAGAAGAGGUGGAGCCGGACGCGCGCGUCGAGGAUGGCCCUGCUGCCGACGCACGGGAGCGCCACGAGAAGGAAAACUCGCACUGCGACGAGCGGAGCGCAGAGAAACCGCGUGCGGAGGACCUGGUCGACGAAGCGGACGGCGUGGUGGAGGACCUGCGCGAGGACGAUGAAGACGGAGAGCGGGGCGAGGGCGCGGGUUCCCCGACGAAACACAAAAAGUUCUGCCUGGUGUGCAAGGACUGCGGGAAGCGGUUCGACCGGCGCGAGACGUUCAACCUCCACCGGCACUUCCACGCGCACGAGGACGAGCUCACGCCCCUCACCUGCAAAGAAUGCGGCCUUACCUUUCAGCACCGCAGCAGCCUCAUCAAACACAGGAACGAACACAGGGAGAAGGAGGAGCAGCAGCAGCUCGUGACUCCGAAAAAGGAGGAGCAGGCGAUCGAGGAGGGUAGCUUCGAGUGUGCAGAAUGUAAGCGUGUCUUCGCCACAGUCCAUAAACUGAGGGAGCACAACUGCAGCAAUACAGAAGAAAAGCCUUAUCACUGCCCCCUGUGCCGCCAAGAGUUCCAGUUCAAGGUGUCCAUCACCAAGCACAUGAUGGCCCACUCCCAGGAGAGCACCUUAACAUGCCAAGAGUGCAGUCAGACUUUUCCCAACAGCAUGGCCCUGCGCUUCCACCAGAGAUGCCACACCGGACUCAAACCGUACGAAUGCCCGGAGUGCGGCAUGGUCUUCAAACACUACUCCGUCAUGGAGGACCACCGUCGCAAGCACACGGACAGCAGCCGCUCCCACCUGUGCAACAUCUGCGGUAAGACUUUCAAGUACAGCAGCCUCCUCCACCAACACCAGUACUUGCACACCGGCCAGAAGCCCUUCCGCUGCCCGGAGUGCGGCAAAAAAUUCGCGUUCGCCCAGAACAUGAAGGCCCACUGCCGCCAGCACAGACUGCGCGAAGCCAACUCCGUAGGUGAGCAGGCCGGCAAAGCGGCAGCCGUGUCCGCUCAGGGGGAGGGUGGAGCGCCGGGGAAAGAGAACUCGCGCCUGAGCGAGGAACCAAAACGCACUUUCGGCUGUCCUCUCUGUCCCCAGACUUACAGUUUUCCGGCGAACCUGAGAGCCCACAUGCUCAUUCACGAGGCCGAGUACGAGACGCAGGACCGAACCGCUCGACCCUCGAAGGAGAACAACAAGAACUGGGAAACGGGACACACCUGCCCGCACUGUCCGUCCGUCUAUCGCGAUGAAUCCAGUUUAAAUGUACAUAUGUUAAGUGUCCACAAGUCUGUUACGCAGUAUUUAGAAAAACUGACCACAAACACUAAACAGCAGUUUUCUUCAUAUAGCGGUGAUAAUGCACAGGGGAAGUGGAAAAGCGAAGCUCCGAGCGUUAAAUCGUACAAGUGUUCGGAGUGUGCGAAAACCUUCCGCCAUCGCUCAGUGUUAGAGUUGCAUAUGCGCAUACAUUCCAAGGACAAGCCGUACCAGUGCAAAGUGUGCGGCAAGGGCUUUAGGUUUGGUAGCUACUUACAGCAGCAUCUCAUCAUUCACACAGGCAAGAAGCCGUACAAGUGUCCGGACUGUGGGAAGGACUUUGCCUUCCUGCAGAACAUGAGAACUCAUCAGAAGCUGCAUCAGGAGAAACCGUUCCGCUGCAACAGCUGCCGCAAAGGCUACAGCGAUGAAACGCAGCUGCAGCACCACAUGCUGUCGCACAACGGCGACAAACCUCACAAGUGCGAGCUGUGUGACAAGAGCUUCGGCUUAGCGUAUCUGCUCCGCGAUCACAUGAACACGCACACGGGAGAGAGGCCUCAUCGCUGCGACGAGUGUCACAAGACCUUCUCUUGGUUCAGCAGCCUGCUGGUGCACCAGAAGAUCCACGCUCGCAAGCGUCAGGGUUUCAGCCAGUACAGCUCCUUGCCGAUCAGUGCGAGGAUCAGGGGAAGGGGAAGCAGGGGGAGAAGAGGAGGGAGGCCCGUGUGGGGCUGGUCUAAGCCUUCGGGAGGCUCGGGGAUGGGCGCGUCUCAGACGACGUCGUACCCGGUUCCCGCGCUGAGAGAGGCUGAGCUGCACAGAAGGGGAGGGCAGCCGUCGUCUUCCGUGGUCUCGUCGUGCGUGGACUUAGAGAGCGGCCAGCAGAAGGAGACGUGGCUGCCCGAGCUGCACCCUCAGCCGGUGCAGUGGAAAGUGGACGGCGGGGAGGUGAUGCCCGUCCCGUCGUCGCAGCAGCAGAUGCAGUUCGAGGGCCCAUCCCAGCACCAUCAGAGAAGUUCGAGCUGGACAGACAUCCCUCUGACGACGCAGUCGGGCGCCGCGGCGGUUCAGAGUUUAGGCUCGGCGCACACGAAGGAGAGCGUGUCGUCGGUUGUCGGCUCUCAGACGCCAUCCGUGCCAAAAAAGUCCAGCCCGUCGUCCGUUAACGAUCUAGCGCAGCACAGGCAGUACAAGCCUGUUACUUGGAGUGGCACGUCCACUUCCACGGUGAUAGCUUCCACGAGCUCCGUGCAGCACCAUUUUUCCGUCCCCACCUCUUACAUCGACGGCGCCGCCCUGUGGAGCGUCAGGCCCGCUCUGAUAACGACCUCACAGAACUCGCCGAACAAACUCGGCCAAGAGCUCCAGCUGCCAAGGUGGGCGGUGGCCCCGGUGUCGUCGCAAAAGGAGUCGUCCACACCUCCUAAGAAAGAGGACAGAGCGUGGGACAUGAGCAAACCUCAAGUAAUACCGUCGACUGUUAGCCAGCCAGAGAAGCCGUGGAAUGGCUGCGAACCGCAAAAAACGUGGGCUUCAGGCUUAGCCGGCGCACCUGCCUCAGCUCAAAUAGACCAAAGCAGUGCGAUGCCAAUAUCAACUUCUGCCUCUCAUGGGGUUGGCGGCACCUUGUGGGACAUUAAAACAGCAACAGGAAUUCCAAAGACUGUAAAUUCCACAGAUAAACUGGUGAACAGUCAAGACUUUCAGCAGCCACAAAAGCAGGUUUCACCCGGCUGGGCCAACAUACAGACGACAACGCAGAAGAUCCCCAUCUCCGUCCAAUACGAGCCACAUCGCUUCGGCCAAGGGAUGGGGACUUCGCUAUGGAGCUUCCAAAACAAUCCUGUCGGCCCUCAGACGCUGCUCGCCGGACAACUUAAACCGGGCAACGGACAGGAGCUGCAGCAACAACCAAUGGUAACGGGCACUCAAAUCAUCAUAAAUCAGCCUUCUCCUUUUUUCUCACCUCCGCUUGCUCCGCUCCCUCCUCUUGCUUUGCCUGGGCCUCAUCCCCUUCACUCUGUCGCAGUUGGUGCACUUCAAAGGCCUCCACACCCAAAUAUUUUUUUCACACCACAGGCGCUCAUGAGCGAGAGGCCACACGUGACCCAGACCCUGCCCCUACCUCAACUCGCCCCGCGGACAGAACCUAACAAACUCGGACCCCGUUUGCCUUUUGCCCCUGAACGGCUCCUCCAAUGCAUGAUAUGCGGGUGCUCUCUUCCUCGGGAGCUGGAUCUACAAAUGCAUUACUUGCAACAUGCACAAGGGGAGAUUUGACAUUUCUGUACUAGCGACAACACUUAGUUAUGUUUCUAUUAUUUUGAUUUUUCGGGAACCUCGUUUAUUUGAAACCCACUCGUGCGGUUUGACGGUUUAAGGGGACGGGCAUUAGAUUAGGGGAGAUGAAGAAACCUGAUUUAGUCUCCACACUUGAUGCACAUUUAAGCUCCAAAUUGGACUGCACAGAGUGUGUUUACAAGUGCCAUUAAACUGGUUUCACCAUAGUUUUGUCUUCUAGGGGCGCAGAUAAAUAAGGUUCCUCGGUCUACAUUUCAUUUAUAUCUAAUUGCAUUUAGAUUUAGAUAAUAUUAGUACUUUUUAUAGUUCUGUUCAUAUGUCCUGAACCAUUUGUACUGUGUUACUUCAUGUACAGUUUACUGUGUGCCUUUUUUCAGUACAGUCUGCAUGUCUGCUGUCUUGGUAUUCUAGGCCUAGUUUGUGCUUAAGGUUGACUCUCAACAGUGAGACCUCACUCCCUAAAAGCAGGUUUUUGCUUUUGGAGUAGAGAGGUGUUUGGGAGUGUUAUACUCAUAGAUUACAUUAAUGUCACAUAAGGAAAAGCUGUACAAACACAGUAUGAUCCCAAUAGGAAGCACUAGUAUCCACAGGCCCAGUUAUCAUAAUGGUAACUGGGUCAGGUCAAAAGUAUCUCUAAACGAAGUCUGACAGUAACAUGUAAUUCUGUAAAAUGAUCUCUGAUUUAUGGGAACAUGAAGAUUUGACAUCAUUACACAGGUAAUGAGGACACUGUUGUCAGAUAGUGAGUUUUAUAAUAAACUUGGAUUCAUGUGAUGUUUUGGCAUUAAUAUAUUCCCUCUUUUUUUUACACUGUAAGACAAACAUCAAGAACUGACAAUAUAAAUGAAUUCUUCGCUCCAGCUUGUCCAGUCAAAUUCAGCAAAUCCUCGUCUGCACACAUGAUAAUUAGAUGUUAAAAAACACUUCUGGUUUGCAGUAUUUACUACCUGCUGUGAACAUGAACAUAAAUGUAUUUUUGUGAAUAAUUAAUAAUUUGAUUCUGUAACUGUAGACUUAGCCGAGUUCAAAAUUUAAUUUCCUCCCCUUUGAAAAUGGGCAUUCGAUUAGUUUGAGUGGGCCAUUGACUUAGAGAGAAACUUUGUUAUUACUGUGAGGUAGACACUUGGUUGAUUUGUAAGAAUAAAAAACCUGUGCAUUUUAACAUUCACCGAUUCAACAACGUGCCCUUCUACCUCUCUCCAUUGUUUUAGCAUGGAAGAUUUUUUUUCCCAUGAUGUCUACGUACGUAUUGGAUUAAAUAAAAAACGCCCUUUGAUUAUAA